UGACAAAAUGGAACCCACCAGCAGUGUGAGGAGACCUGAAAGUGGCACAUGGCAGAGUGUGGCAAUGGAGACAGCAGCAAUGGGAGGCCGUACAGGGACCCAUGACACACUCUGGACCUGGCAGCAGCAUGAGGAGGCGGUACAGGGGCCCAUGACAGAUUACGGGCCUGGCAGCAGCAUGAGGAGUCGGUACGGGCCCAGCACCCUAUCACAAAAUGGAACCCACCAACAGUGUAAGGAGACCUGAAAGUGGCACAUGGCGCAGGGUGGCGGUGGAGGGAGCAGUAUUCGGAAGCCAUACACAGGCCUAGGUUAAAAAGCGGAAGCCGUCAGCAGCGUGA
Molecule: messenger RNA, 341 nt
Organism: Staurois parvus
Lineage: Eukaryota; Metazoa; Chordata; Amphibia; Anura; Ranidae
Source: the annotation of a GenBank genome assembly